Volvox carteri f. nagariensis is the source of this 2462-nucleotide messenger RNA. RefSeq lists its product as uncharacterized. The record is from RefSeq and is a predicted model, not a curated record. NCBI's taxonomy places the organism in Eukaryota, Viridiplantae, Chlorophyta, Chlorophyceae, Chlamydomonadales, Volvocaceae. The annotation marks the transcript as partial. Gene Ontology annotation, molecular function: protein binding. The transcript is spliced from 12 exons.
UUGAUGCUGCUUCCAGGGACUUUAGUUCUCGUUUAGAGCCGAGCGGCAGCAGCAGCAAUAGCAGCAAUAGCAACGGCGAUGAUAGUGACGGUGGUGGCAGCGGCACCCUUACGGCAGGCGAGCUGCGGGUCAAGCUGUCUCUGGCUGCCAGUAGCGGUAGAUUAGAUCUAACGGAUUGUCGGUUGCGGCAACUGCCGGAGGAGGUACUGCAACUAACAGAACUGGAGGAGCUUCAGUUGUCCGGCAACUGCCUGACCGAGCUGCCCGACUCCCUCUCCCGCCUCACCGCCCUGCGGCGACUGGGUCUGGCGGGUAACCAGCUCACCCAGCUGCCCCCCGGGGUGGGGGCCCUCACGGGGCUGGAGGGACUGUGGCUGCACGGCAACCUGAUCAGGCGCCUACCGGAGCAGCUGGGGCGACUGGGGGGGCUGAGGGCGCUGUCUUUGGCGGGCAACUGCCUGCAGGCCGUCCCCCCGGGCUCCCUCCGCGGCCUCACCUCCCUCACCGACCUGACCCUGGCCGGCAACCGGCUGAGGUCCCUACCCCCCGGGGAGCUGGAGCCCCUCACACGGCUGAGGAAACUGGCGCUCAACGGGAACAGACUGGGCCAGGAGGGGGAGGAGGAGGGGGAGGAGGAGGAGGGCGAGGGUACUGCUACUGCUACUGCUACCUCCUGGUUGGGUGUGGGUAGUCACAUGACGGGGCUUACGGAGCUGAUGUUGCAGGGAAAUUGUUUGAAAAGGGUGGAUCCAGCUAUAUUUGAAUGCCCGGCCCUACAAGAGCUCUCCCUGGCCGACAACCAGCUUACUGAGCUACCCCCCAACACAGCGGCCGCCACCUCCCUCACGCGACUGCACCUCUUCGGGAACCGCCUCACCCGCCUCUCCCCCCGCCAGCUGGCCGGCUUGCCCUCCCUGGCGUCGUGCUGGCUGGAGGGAAACCCGCUUAGUGGGGAUGUCGUACGGCAGCUGAUUUCGGUGGCGGCAAGCGCCAGCCGAAGUGGUGAUUCCUCUGGUGGUGUGGGUGGGGGAGGUGAGGGCGGCAUCGUCACCAGCAACGAGGUGUUGGUGGUGGCAUUCGGCAGCGCUCCGGGGACCCCAAACUGGGGCGGUCUGCUGGGUAAAGUCUACCGCUCGGCAGCCGCUGCAGGGGAUGAGGGCAGGUACUUCGAUGUUCUGUACGUAGCUGAUCCUUCACGUGACUGGUACGGCGGCGGCGAUGAUUCAGUGUACGGCUACUACCGUACCCGUCUGUUGUCGUACACCCGUCACUACCGGCGAGUACUGCUGCUUGGGGACUCCAUGGGGGCCUCUGCGGCCCUCUUGUUUGCUGACCUGGCCACUGCCGUACUGGCGUUCUGCCCCCAGGUAGACCUGACGGCCGCCUCCAUCCGGCCUGGCCGCCAGACGGAAUGGCUGACGCGGUUUCGGAGGCGGCUGGAGGGCGCCGUACGGUCCUCCCGGGGGGAGCUGUCCGUGCUGCGAGGGUGGGGUGGCGGUGGCGCUUUGGGAAAUGGCAGUGGUGGUGAAGGUGGAGGCGGUGUGACUGUCAAGGUGUUCUCGGUGGACAGCCACCGCCUUGCCGCGGCGCUGGAUGCGCGGGGGCAGUUGGUGCCCUUGGUGCGCGACGCGAUUCGGCUCCAGCUUGGGUUGCGAUCUGGGAACGUGCUUAAAAUGUUUUCCUGCUUUGGACCUUCCAAAUUGGAAGGGCUGCAACAUGAGAUUGACUCCUUGAAGCUGCUCCUUCAAACCAAGGAUGGUGAGCUUGAUCGAAUGAGACGUCAAGACUUGAUGCAAAAACAGAAAGAGGAGCAGCAGACGGAGACUCUGCAGGCAGCAGCUGCGCAUGUCGCUCAGCUGGAGGCGCGCUUGAUGGAACAGCAGCGAACCAGUAAAGAGUUGGAGGUACAGCUCCGAUUGGAUUACGAGCGGAAACUAACGGAUGCGGCUCAGCAGCGAAUCGCUCUUGAAGGCGAGCUUGAAAACUCGCGACAGCGCCUCGCAGAGCAACAGCUCCUGGCGGAACAGACGCGGCUCCAGCUUGAGGAGAUGGUGGCCGCGCAGGAGCAGAAGCUUGAAUCACUAAAAGAGGAUGGGCGGCUAGCUGAGUUGCAGCGGAAGUCGCUUGAAGCACGCCUGCUCGAGGAGCACCAAAAGUUGGAUCGGCUCGCGCAGCAGCACAACGUUGAGCAAAGCAAACUGCUGCGCCGAUUAGCAAAUGAGGAGCACCGCGCGCGCCGUUUCCAGAAGCAAAUAGCCAACUUCACGGAGACCAUGGAGGAGGUGUCUAACAUCCUGACCGCCGUGGAGAAUGACCAGAAAACGAUUACCAGCCCAGUCAAGGUGGACAAAAAAGCUAAGGCGUCCGUGGCUGCGGACCACUUGCGCCAGUCCAUUGCUUUCUUCAAGUGCUCGAAAGACGAGCAGCCGACAGACCAGGGCGUGGGCCACUCGUGCACCUAG